ACUCGCAGCGCCCAGCAUCCGCAAGGUCCCAGAUCUGCAACUUGCUUGCCCAGCGAUCCCCAGGUUGAGGCCAGAGUUCCGCGCAGAACCUUCCGGUACCCAGCCCUACUUCAGGAGCCCCAGGCUGCUGCCCUCGUCCUCUUAGUUGUGGCUGAAGGCGUGAAGCCAUGAGCUGUCUUCUGAACCAUAUGGUCCUGAUGGGGCUGGCUCUGCUGGUCUGCGGAGUGCAGGCCUUUCUCCUUCCCAACACCACGAGCCUGGAGAAGCUGCUGAGCAAGUACCAGCACGCAGAGCCGCACUCACGUGUGCGCAGGGCCAUCCCCAUGUCAGACCGCCAGGAGAUCCUCAUGCUACACAACAAGCUGCGAGGCCAGGUGUAUCCCCCUGCCUCCAACAUGGAACACAUGACUUGGGAUGAGGAGCUGGAGAGAUCCGCAGCAGCGUGGGCACAUAGGUGCCUGUGGGAGCACGGGCCCGCCGGCCUCCUGAGGUCCAUCGGGCAGAACCUGGCAGUGCACUGGGGCAGGUACCGCUCUCCUGGGUUCCACGUGCAGUCAUGGUAUGACGAGGUGAAGGAUUACACCUACCCGUACCCCCACGAGUGCACUCCACGGUGCCGGGAGCGGUGCUCAGGACCCAUGUGCACCCACUACACACAGAUGGUCUGGGCCACCACCAACAAGAUCGGCUGUGCCGUGCACACCUGUCGGAACAUGAACGUCUGGGGAGACACUUGGGAGAACGCUGUGUAUCUCGUCUGCAAUUAUUCUCCCAAGGGAAACUGGAUUGGCGAGGCCCCCUACAAGCAUGGCCGUCCCUGCUCUGAGUGUCCGUCCAGCUACGGAGGAGGCUGCCUGAACAACCUGUGCCACCGAGAAAAGCCUCACAGGCACAAGCCAGAGGUGGAUAUGAUGAACGAGGUGGAAUCGCCCCCUGCUCCCGAGGAAACCCACGUCUGGGUUCAGCCCAGAGUGGUCAAGACCAAGAAGACCCCAGUCGUCAACUUUAUGACCCAAGUGGUCCACUGUGACACCAAGAUGAAGGACUCUUGCAAAGGAUCCACGUGUAACAGGUACCAGUGCCCAGCAGGCUGUCUGAGCAACAAGGCGAAGGUCUUUGGCUCUCUGUUUUAUGAAAGUUCUUCCAGCAUAUGCCGAGCCGCUCUCCACUACGGUGUCAUCGAUGAUCGAGGUGGCCUGGUGGAUGUCACCAGGAAUGGGAUGGUACCCUUCUUUGUCAAAUCUCAGAAAAAUGGCAUGGAGUCCCUGAGCAAAUACAAGCCGUCUAGCUCCUUCACUGUGUCAAAAGUGACAGAGAUGGCCGUGGACUGCCAUGCCACAGUCGCACAGCUGUGCCCCUUCGAGAAGCCAGCCACCCACUGCCCGAGAAUCCAGUGUCCUGCGCGCUGUGGAGAGGAGCCAUCCUAUUGGGCCCCUGUGUAUGGAACCAACAUCUAUGCUGACACUUCCAGCAUUUGUAAGGCCGCCGUGCACGCAGGUGUCAUCGUCGACGAGGUUGGUGGCUAUGCAGAUGUGAUGCCCGUGGACAAAAAGAAGAGCUACGUGGGCUCCCUCAGGAACGGGGUGCAGUCAGAGAGCCUGAACACUCCUCAGAACGGAAACGCCUUCCGGAUCUUCGCCGUCAGGCAGUGAAUGUGGCGACCUGGGGAGAAGGGGGUGUCAUCUACUGGGAUUUGGGGUCCUGCUUUUUAUCUGUACUUUGUCCUUUGGGGGUGUGGGGGGGUGACAGAGAGUCAGGAAUCUUCCUUUCGGUGUCAUUGAACGUCCCGGGCCUCCAUGGCCUUUGGCAAGGGUGACCAAGUACCUUCCCCCUCAUGAGCAGCGUGCUGUGGAGUCUCUUGGCUGGAUAACCAGUGCCCAGACUGGCCAGGUGGCGGUCCCCAUCUGGUGGCCCACCUCCUCUCAGGAGCUGCUCACUGAGACACUCCUUGCCACGUUUUCUUUGGUGGUAGAGGGGGAAGGCUUUCGAACCCUCGAGGAUACAGGUUUGAGAUGUGUCGUGAAUGGGGCUCUUGUCUGAGUGACCAGAGUUGACAGCCGUAAGGUUACAGCUCAUCCUACCAACAGAGAAAUAGAGUCUGUGUUUGCUGGUCAGACAGAUGGGCGGCGGGUAGAAGCCCCGGGCAAAACCUGGGCUCUGCCCUGGUGGUGUCUAUCCGUGCUCACGUUCCCCAACCUUUUUGGCAGUCACGUGCUUAUAUGUCCAGCAGAGCUGGUCUAUUUAAAGUUGGUGGCACUCCAGAGAUUUAUCUUGUCAUUGUCCUUGUCUGUGUGGCCUGUUCUCACGUGACCUUUGGUCUCAUGGAGGACCAAUACAUCAGGAGCCUUCCCUACCAUUCUCUGACCCUGUGGCAUCUGCCCCACCCUAGGCAGAUCUAGGUGCCCUCCUCAGCUUGGCUUUGCAAGAGGCUCCAGGUCUCAGAUGUCUUCUCACUCCUUAGAACAAGGGCUGCCUCAUGGCCACCGUCAGAGUGGGCAACUGAACGUCACUUCCCCCCUGGUUUGGGUGACCUAGUUUUUAAGCUGUGGGAGGAGUAGAUUCCUGGCACAUUCCUCGUUGUAAAACCACCCAUGACACACCAGCCACCAGAAAGAGGGGCCUGGGACACACAGGAAGAACCCCUCAGCGCCUGCCAGCAUCCCCGGGCUCCAAGAGUGUGGUGAGCCCUGGCUCCCAUCACUUAGGAGCCUGAUCCAAACCCACUGUAAAAUGAAGCAUGCUUCUGUAAACAGCUCUACUCUAGAGAAGGUGGAAUCCCACCCCAGUCCUGGGCACGGGGCAGAUUGCCGGUGAGCACUCACAGGGCAGAUUGCUGGUGAGCGCUAGCCUCGAACGAGGUUGCGUGUUCCAGCCAAAUAUUUCUUAGACCAAAAUAAAAAAGGGAGGGGCUAGAAAAUAAAACAGAACACCGUCCCCCAACCGAAAGCCUGGGGAGGUGGCUUGGUGGUUAACAGUUCUCGUUGUUCUACCGGAGGAUCUGAGCUCAGUUCUCACUACUCACUGCCAUUCAAGAGAUCUAUGGUCUCCACAGGCACCACACACAUUCACAGGAGCAAAGUACAAAUGGUUCUUUCAAAACAAAACAAAACAAAACAAAACAAAACAAAACAAAACAAAACAAAACACACACACACACACACACACACAACCCUAAGGGAGUCUGAACGAACUUCUCCCCCUAGUUGGGUUAAAUGUUUAUUUGUUUGAGACAGUUUCACUAUAUAGUCCAGGCUGGCCUUGACUCAUUGUGUAGCCCAGGCUGGCCUCCUGAGUGCUUAGAUAGCUUUCCCCCAAUCCACCCCUUCUGGGGAGUUUAUAAAAAGCACACAACCUUGAACCAGCUCUAGCUAGCCUUUUACUGAGCUGUUUCUGCCUCAUGGGUGUGGGUGUGGUGUCUUUGAAGGCAUAAACUCUUCCACUCCAGAUGUUGGAGCAGACAUCUGCUCAGCCUGUGCAAGGGGACUUCUGGUUGCUACCAAACAUCUGGGAAACUUCCCAAUGCAAGGAGUGCUGCCGUGGGACCCUUCACCCAGCCCACAGGGCAAGGCUGACAUGGUAAGGGAAACCACACCCCUUCUGGGUUUCUAGGACGAGCGGCCAAUCCCAUCUUCAGGGAACUUGCAGUGUGAGUCUGUACUGAGGUUCUCUGAGUUCCCUGGCUGCCCGUCCGUCAGGCACAGAGCCUGACCUAGCAGCCUCGAACGAUCAUCUUCAUCAAAAGUUUCAAACUGGAAGCCCUUCACUGUGGAAAGAAAGGAAAAACCAUAAAUGACAAGACCUCACAUCAGAGCCCUUCUGACCCUGUGUGUCCAUCCAUCAGCUCUUCCUUAAAGUGACCACGCCCACACAGCUGCAUUCCUCCCACCCCUCCAGCUCUGUCCUGGUCCUGUGUCCGGUGAUAGUUUCCAUUUGCUUCCGAGCUGUGCCCGGUCUGUUCAGAGGGGUGUGCCGACUCUCCACGAUCUGUAGGCUCUCUCGGCCCACAGUUUACUGUGUGCUUUUUUUUUCUAUGAAAAAUGAUAUAUUUUACAAUUUCCUAUGUACAAAAGUUUAUUGUAAGUUUUUGUGCUUCGCAUGAACAGGGCCACACUGGUUGUUGCUAUGGUUUCAAUAAAACGGAUUUGAUUUCUAACACA
Messenger RNA from Mus pahari (shrew mouse), 4157 nucleotides. RefSeq names its product cysteine rich secretory protein LCCL domain containing 2 (gene Crispld2). The coding region runs from base 168 to 1652 and encodes 494 amino acids. Gene Ontology annotation, cellular component: extracellular region. The transcript is spliced from 15 exons. The record is from RefSeq and is a predicted model, not a curated record. NCBI's taxonomy places the organism in Eukaryota, Metazoa, Chordata, Mammalia, Rodentia, Muridae.